AUGUACCGAUAUGUAUGCAUCCGUCCUGGAUACGCAAGGACAUCAGCUGACGGAAUCUUCACAGCAGAAUGCAGCAUAAGCCUUAUUUUGGGCACAUUCAACAUCCUGUUUGACCCCGGAAGCCCCUGGGAUGGACCACUUGUCACCAAAAUGUUGUCAGAUCAUGGCUUGAAAUCCAGUGACAUUGCAUUUGUUGUUUGUUCCCAUCCACAUAUUGAUCACGUUGGCAACUUGAAUCUUUUUCCGGAUGCAACAAUAGUUGUAGGAACAGAAGUUACGAAACAUGGCGAACUCUAUCGACACCCCAUCAGUUAUACCCAUCCGUUUCGCAUUGAUGACAAGGUAAGAGAUGCAAGUUCAUUGCGUACCGUCUACUAG
This is a messenger RNA of Dibothriocephalus latus, 378 nucleotides long. The record is from the annotation of a GenBank genome assembly. NCBI's taxonomy places the organism in Eukaryota, Metazoa, Platyhelminthes, Cestoda, Diphyllobothriidea, Diphyllobothriidae.